This is a messenger RNA of Camelina sativa (false flax), 1321 nucleotides long. RefSeq lists its product as uncharacterized. Lineage: Eukaryota; Viridiplantae; Streptophyta; Magnoliopsida; Brassicales; Brassicaceae. The record is from RefSeq and is a predicted model, not a curated record.
AUGAUCCCAUGUGGUCCGGUCCACCUACUUUUUACAAUAACUCAGUUUAAGUGUUACAGAACAUGGCUUAACGAAAACACCCACACAUUAAACUAAAAUUGGUGGGUACGUGGCACUCAUUCAUUGGUUUUUUCUUUACCCAUGGCCUGAGAAACAGAGGAUCACUGCUCUCCCCUCAUUCCAAAUUCCGCCUUCAAUAAUUUUGAUCCACUCUGUUUCAAGCUGUCAUAAAAAUGUCGUCUUCUUCUUCUUCUUCUUCCUCGCUUAAAACCCAUUAAUUCAACUUCUUCGUAAGCAGCCAGCAACGAGAUCUGACGAGACGAAACGAAACCAUCCCGACACUAUGCUUCGUAUUAUCCAAAUCGCUCUGCUUUGUCUCGUUCUCGCCGCCGGGUUCUCGAUCUCCGCCGUGAUCGCAGAGAACGAGUCUAUAGACGAGAUCCUUCUAGCAAACGGAUUGCCUCUCGGGAUAUUUCCGAAAGGAGUAAAAGGGUUCAGCGUUAACGGCGAAACGGGACGCUUCUCUGUUUAUUUGAAUCAGUCAUGUCAGGCUAAGUACGAGACCGAGCUGCAUUACAACGCGAGUAUCUCGGGUACGAUAGGUUACGCUCAAAUAUCGGAUUUAUCCGGAAUCAAGGCUCAGGAGCUGUUCUUGUGGUUUCCGGUUAAAGGAAUCCGUGUUGACGUGCCUAGCUCUGGUCUCAUAUUCUUUGAUGUUGGUGUUGUUCGCAAGCAAUACUCUUUGGCUUUGUUUGAGACACCUAGAGAUUGUUUUGCUGUUCGUGGUGAUAACAAGGUUCAGUCUUCUAUGUUGCCAUUGUAUCAUAUAGGUCAAACGCUUGGAAAAGACAUUGUUUAGCCGGAGUUUAAGAACUGUUGUUAUACUAAUACCAGAGAGGAAGAUAGAUGAUCUCAUCAAAUUCUUGAAGAUACUUGUUACUGUUUUUGAUCUCAGAUCUUAGGCAUGAUUCAAAUUCAGAUCUCAUCAUCAUUCUUUUCCUCCCUCCCAUUCCAGUGUUGUUUCUGCAUUGCUUUCUCUGAUUGCGCGAGAGGACAGAACCCGAGAGAGUUUGUGACCGAAAGUCAGAAGGAAACAACAACAAUGUCUCUGGUUGGUUUGGAAAAAGAUGUUGAUUUGAAUGGCUCAGAUUUGGUUCAAGUGAUGAUAAUAUUGAGGUGAUGAAUGUUUAUUAUUGUAUUAUUUUUUAUUUUAUUUUGAGUUUUGUCAUUUGUUCUUUGUCAUGUAAGCACAGAUAUAAAUAAAACAUUAUCCUGUAUUUAGCCGAAUAAAUGUCAUAUAAAAAUAACUUGGAUGUGCAUA